This is a messenger RNA of Erpetoichthys calabaricus (reedfish), 5104 nucleotides long. It is a transcript of the gene col5a2a, whose product is annotated as collagen, type V, alpha 2a. NCBI's taxonomy places the organism in Eukaryota, Metazoa, Chordata, Cladistia, Polypteriformes, Polypteridae. The coding region runs from base 156 to 4652 and encodes 1498 amino acids. Gene Ontology annotation, molecular function: extracellular matrix structural constituent; protein binding. The record is from RefSeq and is a predicted model, not a curated record. The transcript is spliced from 54 exons.
UCGGCGUGAGAUCACAGUGCUGGUGCAGGGACCGCCGCUGGAAGCAAGGAAGGACUGGGGUCUCGAUGUGGACUUGAUGUGGCGACGCUGACUUGGCGCCUCCUUUUGUUCUCUUUUUCUUUCCUUUUGCUCUUCCACACGAGUGCUCCUCAGACAUGAAGAGCUGUGUGCCACACUGGACUUGUCUGCUCUUUGCCACUCUUACUCUUCUUCUCGUGCCACCAGGGAAAUGCCAGGACGGACAAAGCGGUGAUGACCUCAGCUGCUCCCACAAUGGUCAGGUGUACACCAACCGGGACAUCUGGAAACCUCAGCCCUGCCAGAUCUGCGUGUGCGACAGCGGGACCAUCCUGUGCGAUGAGGUCCAAUGUGAGGAGAUCCUGAACUGUCAGCAGCCGUAUAUUCCACCUGAAGAGUGCUGCCCUGUCUGCCAGGACAGGGGUGAUGGAGGCAGAGUGGGCAGAGGCUAUAAGGGCCAGAAAGGGGAGCCGGGUCAAGUCCCUUACGUCACAGGAAUUCGAGGCCGUCCAGGACCCAUGGGCCCUCCAGGCAGUCAAGGCCCACGAGGAGAACGCGGAUCCAAAGGAAGGCCGGGUCCUCGAGGUUCUCCAGGGUACGAUGGAGAGCCUGGCGUUCCUGGUCAGCCUGGUGAGCCUGGACCCCCUGGUCACCCCACACAUCCCGGCCAAGACAGGAGUCAGUUAGCGCCUUUCAUGGCAGGAGGUUUUGAUGAGAAGACUGGCCUGAGCGGACAGAUGGGGCUGCUACCAGGAUCCACGGGUCCUUCAGGACCAAGAGGAGCCCCUGGGCCAUCCGGUUCACCUGGUCCGAGCGGUCCACAGGGCUCACCUGGAGAAGCUGGAGACCCCGGACAAAUGGGGUCUGCCGGCCCACGCGGUCCAGAAGGUCCCAUCGGGAAGACAGGUGAAGAUGGAGAAGACGGAAAAUCAGGACAAGCAGGAGAAGUGGGAUUCCCAGGCUCCCCGGGUGCCAGAGGGUUCCCAGGUGCUCCAGGUCUCCCGGGUAUUAAAGGUCAUAGGGGAAUUCCAGGAACAGACGGGCCAAAAGGAGAGCCUGGUGCCACGGGUUCAAAGGGUGAAUCUGGACCUUCUGGUCAAAUGGGAGCAAAUGGUCCUGAGGGUACAAGGGGCAUGCCAGGGGAAAGAGGACGACCUGGACCUACUGGAGCAACGGGUACGCGUGGUCCAAUUGGCAAUGUGGGCAAACCGGGUCCAAUUGGCCCACUGGGCAUCAAUGGCUCACCAGGUUUCCCAGGAUCUCCAGGAACAAAGGGUGAAGCCGGACCCACUGGGGUACGUGGACCUGAGGGCCCCCAAGGACAGCGUGGUGAGACAGGGCCUCAGGGCCGAAUAGGCUCUCAAGGCCUACCUGGCACCGGAGGAACAGAUGGCGGCGGUGGGUCCAAAGGACCAACAGGAGUAGUUGGAGCUGCAGGUCCACCUGGAAUGCCUGGUCCCUUAGGUUCCCCUGGUCCUCAAGGCAGCAGUGGACCCCCUGGCGUCAAAGGUCAACCGGGAGAUUCAGGAGUUUCAGGCUUUAAAGGCGAGGCAGGACCUAAAGGAGAACCGGGUCCUCAAGGUGCACAAGGUGUAUUAGGGCCUCAGGGUGAAGAAGGGAAGAGGGGCCCCCGCGGUGAUCCAGGUUCAGUGGGUCCGCAAGGCCCUACUGGUGAGCGAGGUGCUCCCGGUAACAGAGGGUUCCCAGGGGCAGACGGCUUGCCAGGACCCAAGGGUGCACAAGGUGACCGAGGCAUUGUUGGGACCUCUGGUCCAAAGGGGGCUGGAGGGGACCCUGGACGCACAGGUGAACCGGGACUCCCAGGAGCAACGGGGCUGACUGGAAAUCCAGGAGUUCAGGGAGCAGAAGGCAAGCCAGGACCCCUGGGACCUUCGGGUGAAGAUGGCCGUCCAGGACCAGCAGGAGCUCAAGGCACCAGAGGACAGCCUGGAAUUAUGGGAUUACCAGGACCCAAGGGCUUUAAUGGGGACCCAGGGAAAACAGGCGAGCAGGGCUCUGCAGGCGUGCCAGGACAGCGGGGUGCACCCGGAAAAGAUGGCGAAGUUGGUCCCAUAGGCGCAACAGGCCCUCUGGGUCCAGCUGGAGAAAGAGGUGAACAAGGACCACCGGGCCUUACAGGCUUUCAGGGACUGCCCGGCCCACCAGGUCCACCUGGCGAGUCUGGGAAACCUGGAGAUCAGGGCAUUCCCGGUGAGGCAGGAGCGAUUGGCCAGACCGGACCAAAGGGAGAGCGAGGCAAUCCUGGUGAACGGGGUGAAAUGGGCCCUGCUGGUCUUCAUGGUCCCAAGGGCAUACCAGGAGCUCAAGGUCCUGACGGUCCUAAGGGCAGCCCUGGUCCUUCUGGAGCGGUGGGGGAUCUCGGACCCCCAGGUCUACAGGGAAUGCCAGGGGAGCGAGGAACUUCAGGUCCCAAUGGCCCCAAGGGUGAAAGGGGGUCCAUCGGUGAGAAAGGCUCAGAGGGCACACCUGGCAAUGACGGUGCACGGGGUUUGCCAGGUCCCCUGGGACCCGUUGGACCACAUGGCCCAUCUGGAGAAAAGGGAGAACCAGGACCCCGUGGUCCUCCAGGGCCCCCUGGAUCCCGUGCCAGCCCGGGGUCUCGUGGUGAGCCCGGUCCCAUUGGUGCUGUUGGCUUUGCUGGUCCUCCCGGCCCUGAUGGUCAGCCUGGAGUCAAAGGGGAGCCUGGUGAGCCAGGACAGAAAGGUGAUGCAGGAUCUCCAGGUCCACAAGGCCUUGCUGGAUCUCCUGGACCCGCCGGCCCAGUUGGUGUGGCUGGACUGAAGGGUGGACGUGGAACUCAAGGUCCUCCUGGUGCUACUGGAUUUCCUGGCCCUGCUGGAAGAGUUGGUCCCCCUGGCUCCACGGGCCCAGUAGGAGAGCCUGGCCCCCAAGGAGACCCUGGUAAAGAGGGACCAUCAGGUCUGCGAGGUGACAAUGGACCACCUGGGCGUCUUGGAGAGCAAGGCCCAGCAGGUCCCCCUGGCAGCCCAGGAGACAAAGGUGACUCUGGAGAGGAUGGUCCAACUGGUCCAGAUGGUCCUCCAGGUCCUGCUGGAACAACUGGACAGAGAGGAAUUGUUGGUUUGCCUGGUCAGCGAGGGGAACGUGGAAUGCCUGGCCUUCCUGGACCAGCGGGACCACCUGGAAAACAAGGCUCACCUGGAGCAUCAGGUGAUAAAGGUCCUUCAGGACCAGUGGGACCCCCAGGAGCAAAUGGUCCCAUCGGAGACCCCGGCCCAGAUGGACCCGCAGGACCAGAUGGCCCCCCAGGACGUGAUGGAAAUGCAGGCGAGAGGGGAGAUCGUGGGGAUUUGGGACCAGCAGGCCUUCCAGGUACUCCUGGUGCCCCUGGAUCCCCAGGUCCCGUCGGACCCACAGGUGAACCUGGCCGUAGAGGUGACCCUGGUUCUCGGGGACCAAUGGGCCCACCCGGUACGGCAGGAAAGCGAGGCCUACUCGGUCCUCAAGGUCCUAGGGGUGACAAAGGAGACCAUGGUGAACAAGGAGAAAGGGGCCAGAAGGGCCACCGAGGGUACACUGGACUGCAAGGCCUCCCCGGCCCUCCCGGUAGCACUGGUCAGCAAGGUGCUCCUGGAAUCACUGGACCGUAUGGGCCAAGGGGUCCACCAGGUCCAGUUGGCCCACCUGGCAAGGAAGGACAUAUUGGAAAUCCUGGGCCAAUGGGGCCUCCAGGCACACGGGGAAUAAGUGGAGAUGUAGGCCCAGAGGGUCCACCAGGUGAAGAAGGACCACCCGGGCCUCCAGGUCCCCCCGGCCCACCUACUGCUGCUUUGGACGACUUUCUGGGACCUCAAGACUAUGAUGUUGGGCCUCCACCACCCCCAGAGUUCAGUGAGGAUGAGGCACUUCCCAACAGCAAUAAAUCCGAGCCCCUAAAGGCUGACCCUGGAGUACAUGCCACCCUUAAGGCCCUGAGCAGCCAGAUUGACACCAUGCGCAGCCCCGACGGGACCAAGAAGAACCCGGCGAGAACUUGCGAUGACCUAAAGCAGUGCUAUCCUUUGAAGAAGAGCGGAGAGUAUUGGAUUGAUCCCAACCAGGGCUGUGCAGAGGACGCCGUCAAAGUCUACUGCAACAUGGACACCGGCGAGACAUGCAUUUCGGCAAACCCUUCCAGCAUCCCACGCAAGACCUGGUGGAGUGCUAAAGCUGCAGAUGCCAAGCCAAUAUGGUUUGCGGCCAACAUGAAUGGUGGCUCUCAGUUCCGCUAUGGCAGCGCUGACCAGUCCUCUAACACCAUCACCGUCCAAAUGACCUUCCUGCGCCUGCUGUCCAAGGAGGCCUCUCAGAACAUCACAUACCACUGCAAAAACAGCGUGGGCUGCCUGGACGACAAAACAGGGACACUCAAGAAGGCUGUGGUCCUGAAGGCAGCCAAUGACUUGGAGCUGAAGGCUGAAGGAAACAGCCGCUUCCGGUACACGGUCCUGGAGGACAGCUGCUCUAAAGCCAGUGCCACCUUGGGCAAGACGGUCAUCGAAUACCGGACCCAGAAGACAGCGCGCCUGCCUAUUAUGGACAUCGCUCCUGUGGACAUCGGUGGGUCGGAGCAGGAGUUCGGCCUGGACGUGGGGCCCGUUUGCUUCUUAUAAAAAGGCAGGACGGACACUGAAGGGGAGGACCAGAGACUUGAGAAGUGACGGCGGAGCGCGCCAGCGCUGUACAUAGGGCAGCCGGGGACCUUGCCCCUUCCUGGCCGCAGCAGAUAUUUAUUGUGCCUUUUGAACCUUCUCACCGCUGCGGAGAGCUCACCUUCAAGGGCGGAAGACCCCUGAGCUGCCGACUGCUAUCCUUUUGUUUUAGAUUUUUUUUUUUUAUUUUUAUUUUGUUUUUUUGGAUUUUAUUUUUUGUUCUUUAAAUUGGUGCUAUCAGGAAAUCCUCAUCCAUUUCCAAUGUGUCGUAGAUUUAAUUGUUCCUUGUUUUAGGAAAUCAGGAAUUGUUUCUGAGGUCAUGCGAUUGCAUGCAAAAAUAAAAAAAGAUGAAAAAAACUGUAUUAAAAUCUAAUCAUAAAGAAAAGCGAUAAAUUGUAUAUUUAUGUAUAAAA